UGGCUGGGACAGCCAAAGUGAAGACUUUGGUUCUUGGCUUUCCCUCGUUUGCACAGCAGCACCGCUCGCUCUCUGCUUCAUAACCGUUCUUUCUCAUAACUUUGUGGGACUCAGAGUAAGUCUUAAUACAAACAGAAGAUGCUGUUUAAUGUGAGGAGCUUUGUCAGCAUUGCAAAACUGACAGGGACCAGGAGGCAGUUGCUGCGACAGUUCUGGUAUGGGUCACCAGCUCAAAUGAAUGUUCAUCUGAAAGGUCAGGACCUCCUUACUCUACAGAACUACACAGCAGAUGAGCUGAAGUAUUUGCUGUGGAUGGCCUCAGAUUUGAAACAAAGGAUAAAGUACAAAGGAGAGUAUUUGCCUUUGAUGCAAGGAAAAUCUUUGGCCAUGAUUUUUGAGAAGAGAAGCACAAGAACAAGAUUAUCUGCAGAAACAGGAUUUGCUCUCCUCGGAGGACAUCCUUCCUUCCUUACAAUACAAGAUAUACAUCUGGGCACUAAUGAGAGUCUCACAGACACAGUGAGGGUGCUGUCCAGCAUGACAAAUGCAAUCUUGGCUCGAGUUUAUAAGCAUAAUGAUCUGGACCUAAUGGCGAAAGAAUCCACAAUCCCAAUAAUCAAUGGACUGUCCGAUUUAUACCACCCUCUCCAGAUUUUAGCUGAUUACCUAACUCUUCAGGAGCACUAUGGUGGGCUGAAGGGGCUCACCAUCACCUGGAUUGGGGAUGGAAACAAUGUCCUCCACUCCAUCAUGACAAGUGCUGCAAAGCUGGGAAUGCACCUGCGCAUUGCAACUCCCAAGGGCUUCGAACCAGACCAAGGAAUAACUAAAAUAACUGAACAAUACUCUGAAGAGUAUGGUACCAAGUUACUUCUGACAACAGAUCCUUUAGAAGCUGCAGACAGUGCCAACGUCUUAGUUACAGACACAUGGAUAAGUAUGGGACAAGAAGAAGAAAAGAAAGAAAGACUAAUGGCAUUUCAAGGUUAUCAGAUUACAAUGCAGAUCGCAAAAUCUGCUGCUUCCAACUGGACUUUUUUACACUGUUUACCCAGAAAACCUGAAGAAGUUGAUGAUGAAGUAUUUUAUUCCCCACGCUCAUUGGUUUUCCAGGAGGCUGAAAACAGAAAAUGGACAAUUAUGGCUGUCAUGGUUUCCCUGCUGACAGAUUACUCACCACAGCUACAAAAACCUGCAUUUUGAUGCUUGGAUUCCUGCCAGGAGAAAAAUAUUCUUCACUGGCAGAAUAUUUUGGUCCUCAAAUACGUAGGUCUUCCUCAGAAAGGAUCAAGGCAACAAAUGAUAUUUUAAUAAAACCGUACAGUUUGCUG
Molecule: messenger RNA, 1331 nt
Organism: Empidonax traillii (willow flycatcher)
Lineage: Eukaryota; Metazoa; Chordata; Aves; Passeriformes; Tyrannidae
Gene: OTC
Product: ornithine carbamoyltransferase
Exons: 10
Coding region: 139-1203 (354 amino acids)
Biological process (GO): L-citrulline biosynthetic process
Cellular component (GO): mitochondrion
Molecular function (GO): ornithine carbamoyltransferase activity; amino acid binding
Source: RefSeq, a predicted model, not a curated record